Messenger RNA from Solanum pennellii, 3989 nucleotides. RefSeq names its product cactin. Bases 81 to 2123 code for a protein of 680 amino acids. Gene Ontology annotation, biological process: mRNA cis splicing, via spliceosome. Gene Ontology annotation, molecular function: protein binding. NCBI's taxonomy places the organism in Eukaryota, Viridiplantae, Streptophyta, Magnoliopsida, Solanales, Solanaceae. Gene Ontology annotation, cellular component: cytoplasm; spliceosomal complex. The record is from RefSeq and is a predicted model, not a curated record. The transcript is spliced from 2 exons.
AAAGAAGAAAAGCAAAAAUCCCCAAAACCUUAAUUCAUCUCAAUCUGAUUAUUGGAUAUCUAGCUUAUCCCGCCGCCGCAAUGGGUUCCUCCGGCAACCGUCGUAGCAAAGGGAAGACGGCGUCAAAGUCCGGCAGACGCCUCCGCCGAUCUUCCGACGAUAUUGCAUCAGACUCCGAUUCAAUUUCUCACACCGAGUCGGAAUCCGAAUCCGACUCAUCUCCGCCGAGUAGCCGCCGCCGCCGUUCAAGCAGUAGCAGAAGCAAAAGUCGAGGUCAUAGGAGCAGAUCGAGAAAUCAUGAUUAUGCAGACGAAGAGAGUAGUGACGACGAGCGAAAGAAGAAAAAGAAGAAAAUUACUGAAGAAGAAAUUGCUUUGUAUAUGGCUAAAAAAGCACAGAAGAAGGCAGCGAAAGUAGCGAAGAAGUUGAAAACGCAGAAUGUUUCUGGUUAUUCAAACGAUUCAAAUCCAUUUGGAGAUUCGAAUCUGAACGAAAAUUUUGUCUGGCGGAAAAAAAUUGAGCGAGAUGUUACUCGAGGUGUACCGCUCGAUACUUUCUCGAUGAAGGCAGAGAAGCAAAGGCAGAAAGAAAGAAUGGCUGAAAUUGAAAAGGUGAAGAAAAGGAGAGAAGAAAGAGCAAUUGAAAAAGCUCAACGAGAAGAAGAAUUACAGAUGCUAGCUAGAGAACGGGCCCGGGCUGAGUUCCAGGAUUGGGAGAAGAAGGAAGAAGAGUUUCAUUUCGAUCAGAGCAAAGUCCGAACUGAAAUUCGUCUUCGUCAAGGUCGUGUUAAGCCUAUUGAUGUUCUUAUCAAGCAAUUAGAACCUUCUGGAGAUUUCGAUGUGGAAAUAGACGAGCCCUAUGUGGUGUUCAAGGGUUUGGCUAUAAAAGAGAUGGAAGAACUUCAGGAGGAUAUAAAAUUGCAUAUUGAUUUGGAUAGGGAAACACCACUGCAUAUACAGUACUGGGAAGCCCUUUUGGUGGUUUGUGACUGGGAAUUGGCUGAAGCUAGGAGAAGGGAAGCAAUGGACAAAGCACGAGUACGCGGAGAGGAGUUACCACAUGAAUUGCUGGCAGAAGAGAGGGGUUUGCAUUCCAGCAUUGAAACAGAUGUGAAGUCUUUGUUACAAGGUAAAGGUUAUGGUGAAUUAGAAGCAUUGCAGUCACAAAUUGAAUCACAAAUGCGAUCUGGUACUGCUAAAGUAGUAGAAUAUUGGGAAGCUGUUCUUAAACGGCUUCAGAUUUACAAGGCUAAGGCUUGUUUAAGGGAAAUCCACGCGAAAAUGCUGCGCGAACAUCUUGAGCAUCUUGAGAAACCGUUGGAGAGCCGUGAUGUAGAGGUGGAAGAGACAUUGAGGACUGAUGAGGAAGACACGGAUCAUGAGCAAAAUGAUGUUCGAGCCAUUUCUCCAGAACCAAUCUUGAGUGAGGUAGUUAAGGAGAAAGAGGAGGUGGAGGAGGAGGAAGAAGAAGAAGAAUACGAUGAAGAGGCUGGUUCUUAUUCGCCUGUCUUAAUGCACGGGGAUGAUAUAGAAGAAGCAGUUGAUCCUGAAGAGGACAGGGCGAUACUCGAGAGGAAACGUAUGGCUGUUUUGGAAGAGAGACGUGCCCAAGACAAGAUUUUGCCACCGACUCCUGCAGAAGACAACUUUGAGAAGAAGGCUUCUAAAACUAUGGGAGCAAUGGAGGAAGGGGAUGUAGUAUUUGGCUCAAAUGAUGAAAUUAAUCUUGAUUCACAGGUGUACUGGUGGCAUGACAAGUAUAGGCCAAGGAAGCCUAAGUAUUUCAACCGUGUUCAUACUGGUUAUGAAUGGAACAAGUAUAAUCAAACUCAUUAUGAUCAUGACAACCCACCUCCAAAGAUUGUGCAGGGAUACAAAUUCAAUAUCUUCUAUCCUGAUCUUGUUGACAAAGCAAGAGCUCCAACUUAUGUCAUAGAGAAAGAUGGAGAUAGUGCUGAUACUUGCAUCAUAAAAUUCCAUGCUGGCCCUCCUUAUGAGGACAUAGCUUUCCGAAUUGUUAACAGAGAAUGGGAGUACUCCCAUAAAAAGGGAUUCAAGUGCAUAUUCGACCGAGGAAUUCUGCAUUUGUACUUUAACUUCAAGCGUCACAGAUACCGUCGUUGAUGGGUUUCCAGAAGCACACCGCUUGUUCCAAAGUUCAGUGCUUUGCUAUCCAUUUCUCGUUUAUGUAUUUGUUAGGCCAGCUUGUAUGAGAUGUUCAUUCAUGAAUGAAGAAUUUUGUCAACUUGCUAUUAGUUGUGAUACAAAUCUGGAGUUUUUCUGAUUAGCUAUGCUAAUUGCUGAAAUGAAGUCAACUGUUGGCUGACAACCUUUAAAGGUUUUGGGGAUCGUAAGUUUCAAUUAUUUUCAUUUGCUUGUAUUGGGAGGACUUGUGAAAUUUGAGGUUCCCUCGGCUUAAUUCUAUGUGUAGUGCUUUUCAGCUCAUGCUUGCUCUUGAGGGCUGGGAUGAAAUUCUGACAGGUUGAUUUUCUUUAUGAAGUUGAAUUUGCUAUGUUUUACAGAAAGUAUGGUUGGACUUGGUCUUGCCCUUUCUGUGAAGUUGAUUUUGUUGUUCCAUUCUAUUUGUGGCUUAAGAAAGCUAUGAUUUGAUUCCCCUCAACAUCGAGAACACCCUUCAUGAUCUAACGUAUGUCUUCUUCUCAGUAGAAGUGCAUGUCUUCAAUUUAUUUAUCAAUGAGAUCCACCAGUUGCCCUUCCUCUACCCUUGAAAAAAACUCUUAGGACGACCACCCUUUGAUUCCCCAGUUCAGAUAGCCUAAUUUGUUUCUGCGCAAGAUUUAUAUUCUAUGAUCACCAUGCCCAAUUUAUCGGUAUCCACCUUUUCUAUCGUUGUGCUACACCAUUAGGGAUCUAGAUAACCAGGAUUGCUAUUUGCCUCUUGUUGUGCUCAAAAUAUGGCUAUGAUUCUGGUCAAUUAGCUUGGGAAGCCCAGAGUCAGAGAGCUUAGUGUUGUACUGUCAUUUAAGUUACACAAGUGUGUAGUCUCUAAAAGUUCACAUUUUUAUUAAUUUUGAAAUAGGGAAAACAAGGACAAUUUGAAACCCAACUUUGAGCAAUAAUAUACUCUCUUUUUUUCUCUCACUAUAUAUGCCUAAACCAUCCAUUCUUGCUCUAUAUUUGCUUGAAUAAAAUGAUUAGCCUACUGGCUUCCACCAAUUAGUUGAGGUUAUGCUGUUUAUAGUGUUGCUAUUUUGUAUUUCCAUCCACAGAACUAAUUUCAACAAUGGCUUUAAUUUUCAAAGGUGUGUCUGUAAUUUAGACCACUCGAUUACUCCUAUGCUUAUCUUUUCUUUUAGGUAAGACAUCACAUCUUCCAUCGCCAUUCUCUGAUCUAUACUGCCUCCAGCUAUCUCAUUCUAUAUAUUCGACAAGAUUUGAUUGAGCAUGAAAUUCAAGAAAGAACUUAUUUUAGCGUGUACCGAAGGUAAUAUCUGAACUUGUGGUUUAAACUUGAUAUAUAACCUGUCUGUCAUUGUGCAGAAGAUCAAGCUUACUGAAGCACAUGAAGAACGAACUGAUUGUUUACAACUCCAUUAGGCGAAAACACAGAUGAGUUUGUAAUGUAUGUCCCUUGCUUCUUCUCCAUCUUGCUGAAAACUCAUCUCAAUGUUCCUUCUACAGGGAAUAGUUUGUGGAAAAGCACUAGACGUAGAAUUAUCGAGGGUUUUACCUGAGAUUAUGAGCCGUAAAUAUAAUUGAGCUAGACAUAUGAAUUACCAUGCUGAAAUAAGUCUAGUGCUAAGUGGCAAUAAUAUCAUUACAUUCUGAGUCGCUAAAGUCUUUGCAUGGUUUAUAUACCGUGUUGGUUAUAAAUAAUCAUAUUAUUGCACUAAGAUCAUGCCCAUUAUAGGCGGAUCCGGAGAAGGGCCAAUCACAGAGGGUCUUUUGUUCAUAAGCCUUACCUUAUAAAUAAAUUAUCUUGUAAUUGUGAUCAUGAUUUUCUUGUCAAAGGGUCCAUUUUGGUUGUUA